This is a messenger RNA of Rhizophagus irregularis DAOM 181602=DAOM 197198, 2313 nucleotides long. Lineage: Eukaryota; Fungi; Glomeromycota; Glomeromycetes; Glomerales; Glomeraceae. The record is from RefSeq and is a predicted model, not a curated record.
AUGAAACACUUUUAUCUCACCAUCAAGAUUGUAACUACCGAAAAAUUUGAUAAACAUCAAGGAUUUGACCUUGUCAAUUUUGAUCAUCAAUUUUUAUUUUAUGAUGUAUAUACAUUUAAGAUUCUGAAAGCCGAAACGUAUAGUGUUUUUAAAGAAAAUAUUUCUCGAACUUUCAAUGUCCCUUCGAAACAAGUAAGAUUCUGGGUUUUUGUAUAUCGUCAGAAUAAAACCAUUCGACCUGAUCAUCCAAUACCAGAAUCUUAUAUGAAUAUUAGUAUGGAGGGAAUUCGUGAUGAAAUAGUUCCACUACAGAAUGAAUUGAAGUUAUACAUGGAGGUAGCAGACAAGCCAAUAAAUGAUGAGACAUGGUUCCCUUUAAUUGAAGAAAAUAAGAAUAUAAUUGUUUUCCUCAAGUAUUUUGAUCCUGAUACACAAACUUUGGAAGGUCUUGGUCAUUUAUAUGUACAAGAGUUUGAUAAAGUUGGAGAUUAUAUUAAUGUUCUCUGUAAGAGAAAGAAUCUUCCACCAGAUACUCCUUUGAAAAUAUAUGAAGAAAUAAAACCAAACAUGAUAGAAGAAAUGAAUCCUAAUUUCACAAUUAAACAAUCAGAAAUACAAAAUGGGGAUAUAAUUUGUUUCCAAAAGGCAUCAAACAUGAAGAUCAGGGAACAUAUUAAAAGUAUUCGUAUCUUUGAAAUUCCUAAGUUCUAUGAAUUAUUAUCAACUUUUACUGUCAAGGUUGUGACUGUUGAAAAAUUCAAAAAGUAUCAAGGGUUUGAUCUUGCUAAUUUUGAAAACACGCCACUUUCUGAUAUAUAUUUAUAUAAGAUCUUAAUGAAUACAACUUAUGGCGUAUUUAAAGAAAAUGUUUCUCAAUAUUUCAAUAUUCCCUCUGAACAAGUAAGGUUUUGGAUUUUAGCGAGUCGUCAAAAUGGAACUGUUCGACCUGAUGUUCCAAUACUAGAAUCUUAUUCUAAUACAAGUAUGAAGGAAAUUCAUGCAAGGUUGACUUCCCAAGAAGAUGAAAUGAAACUUUAUAUGGAGGUAGCAGACAAAAAAUUUAAUGGCAAGACAUUGCUCUCUUCGAUAAAAGAAAAUAUUAGUAUAUUGAUUUUCCUUAAAUAUUUUGAUCCCGAUACGCAAACUUUAGAAGGUCUGGGUCAAUUAUAUGUACGAAGGUUUGAUAAAAGUAGUAACUAUAUUCAUACUCUCUGUAAGAAAAAGAAUUUUCCAUUAGAUACACCUUUGAAACUAUAUGAAGAAAUCAAACCAAAUAUGAUUGAUGAAAUAGAUCUUAGAUUCACUUUCCAACGAUUAGAGUUACAAAAUGGUGAUAUAAUUUGUUUUCAAAAGAAUUUAACGGAAAAAGAAAUUCAAGAGCAUAUUGAAGCUGGUCGUAUUCAUAGUAUUCCUCAGUUUUAUGAAUCUUUGUCUUUACAUACUGUUUUUUCAUUCAAGCCAAGAUUGAAAAAUUAUCCUAAAUUUAAUUUAAUAUUAAAUAAAAAAUUAACAUAUGAUCAAGCAUGUAUAGUUGCUGAAGCAGUUGCUUUUCAUUUGAACAUAGAUCUACUUAAAAUUCGAUUUGAAAAACCGUAUGACCCAAUUGAACAAACUGCAAAUCGCGCCCUUUUAGAUAUGAUUCGGAAACCAAAAGUAUAUUAUGAAAUACUGGAUGGAGAUAUUAUAGAACCCGGAAAGCCUGAAGAUACAGAAAAGGAAAAGUUCUUUAAAAUCAUUUGGCUUGGAAACACUAUUAAAAAUGAGGAAAUUAUUGAUAUUCGCCUUCAAAAGGAUGCCAUUGUUAGUGAAAUAAUAAAAGAAAUUUUAAAAAAGGUAACAUUGUCAUCACCAGAUGCUAAAAUAAGAUUAUAUGAAGUUAUGAAUCAUAAAAUUCAAAAAGAGUAUAAGGAAACCGAACUGACAGGUAGGAUACAGGAAUUUAUGACAUUAUAUGCAGAGGAAAUACCUCAAGAUGAAUUACUCGCUAAUUCGAAUGAUCAAAUAAUACAAGUAUAUCAUUUCAUAAAAGAUCCAAUACAAACACAUGGAAUUCCAUUUAAAUUUGUUAUUAAAAAUGGUGAGACACUCACUGAUAUUAAGAUACGUCUUCAGCUUCGGCUUGGUAUGAAUAAAAUUGAAUUUUCGAGAAUAAGAAUUGCAAUUAUAUCAGAAAUAACAUACGAAAAACCUGAAUAUCUCGAGGAUGACGAUAUAAUCUUAUCGGAAAGGGAAUUGUCAAAUACGGAUUAUCUGGGUCUUGAUCACGUAGAUGAAACUGAGAGCGCAGAGAAAAUUAUUUACAUUCGAGGCUAA